This is a messenger RNA of Rotaria sp. Silwood2, 756 nucleotides long. NCBI's taxonomy places the organism in Eukaryota, Metazoa, Rotifera, Eurotatoria, Philodinida, Philodinidae. The record is from the annotation of a GenBank genome assembly.
AUGGCUGAAAAAGCUCUACGCGAUCUUAAUCGGUUAUUGACCGAUCAUAAAGAAUCGACUACGAAAAGACUGGAAGAAAUUUCUUCUCAAUUAAAAAUAAGAAAAGAGGCCGAUGAUUACUCAGAGAAAGAUUUAAGUGAAUGGCUACAGAUGCUGGAAAAACUCAAACAACAGCUAUUAACACCGUCAAAUGUGAUGUUGCAGAAAGUGAGUAAUGAAAUAUGGUUGCAACCAAUGGUAGUUAUGACAGCUUCUCUUAAUUCACCAGACAAAUUUGACAAAGCAAGUGAUAACAUUAAAAUAUUGGAAAAUGGUUUCGUUGCAGAACACGAUGGAACAACUGAUCAUGGUGAAGUUCGAGGUUUCAAGACAUACUCAACAGGUACACAUAAAAUUAAUUUGAAAAUUGAAGAGAUGAAAAAUAACAAUUGGAUGUUUUGGGGAAUUAUAUCACAAAGUACUGCAAUGCAACACAAUUCUUACUCUUCAACAUCAGCUAACGGAUGGGCGAAGAAUCCUAAACAAGUCUAUUUGAAUGGUGUAAACAAUGAAGGGUACAAUAACUAUCAGGCUGACAUUGUUAAAAAUGAUAUUCUUCACCUAACACUGAAUUGUGACAGUCAAAUUAUCGAACUUGAAAACGAACGAACAAAUCAAAAAAAUUCUAUUCCUAUUGACUUAAAUCGCUGUCCAUUUCCGUGGCAAUUACAUAUUAAUUUAUACAGCAGUAACGAUCGCAUCCGCAUAUUGGAAUAG